AUGUCGCUUCCGAAUAAUGGAACGGAUUGUGGAGGUGGAGAUGUUGACGAGCUUACUGUGGGAUCUGUAGCACUAGCUUCUAGCUUUAUUCUUGUCAAUUGUGUCGUCAGUGCAUUCUUUGGACUCGGACUCGAGCUUGACUAUAUCGUUAGUGCUCUACGUUGCUUAAUCCAACUUUCAGUACUGGGCUUGCUACUCGAACCAGUAUUUGCUCAUGACGAGAAUCCGUACAUGGUCUUUGGCCUCACGUCCCUUCUGAUACUCCUCUCGGCCAUUGAGAUCGUCUACAACAAGGCUCGAAUCACCCACCGCUACAUGUUUGCAAACGUGCUGCUCUCGAUUUUGGUGCCGACAUUGUCAAUCGGAUACAUUGGCUUGAAAUUCGCUAUUGGGGCUGAACCGUUUUGGGCUGCGAGGAGAUUUGUGCCUAUGCUGGGAAUGCUGCUGGGGAACUCCAUGAAUGCUCAGGCCGUCGCACUGUCGCAUACACUAACGCAGCUGACAAGUCAAAAGGAGAUCAUUGAGAUGAGACUGGCUUACGGUGCUAGUAGAUGGGAGGCUGCUCAGAGUGUGUGUAUUGAUGCAACGAGGAUUGCUCUGCUACCUGCUCUGAAUUCCAUGAGUGUGACUGGUCUUAUAGCUAUACCAGGGAUGAUGACUGGACAGAUUUUAGGAGGAUCGCCGAUUGUUACUGCUGUACGAUACCAGCAAAUCAUAACAUUUAUGAUUUCAGCUUCAGCUGCACUUGCAAGUGUGAUUGCAACAAUGUACAUAGGUCUAUUACCCGUCUCCAAGCUGAAACACUUUGGAAUGGCAGCUCCUAGUACUCGUUUGAGAUCUUUUUUGAAAUCUUGGACAAAGAAUUCGGAUCAAAACAAUGAACAAGAACCUAAAGAACUCAUCAAAACUCUUACCGGUGAUGAUGAACUAGACAUCACGAACGCUACGGUUACGAAUGAUGUGAAAAAAGUGCCACUCGAUCACAAACCAGUUGACAAUGGACUACCACCACUCAGUCGCCUAAAGAAUUGGGAUGAAAGCUCUUGGCUAUAUCGAUGGUCUUUUACGUUCGUCGAGGAGAUGACGAAGCGUGGUUAUAGAAAGGAGCUUACUCCUGAAGAAAUGCCUGCUAUAUGUGAUCAAGAUCGGUCUGAGAAACUAUCAGACAUGUUCUUAGAUCUAUGGGAAAAAGAGGUCAAAAAGAAUGGCAAGAAUGCUAAACUUUGGAGAGCUGCUGUAUGGACGUAUGCGCCGAAAUAUUUCCUGGCUGGAUUUCUACUGGGAUUGAAAACUAUUGCGGAAUUGGGACAAGCUAAUCUACUUGGAGCUGUAUUACGGUACUUUCAAGAUCCAACUCAGUCUCAAUCGACUGGAUUUGCAUAUGCGGGUGGAUUGGCAUUGUGCGUCUUUGCCGCCGGAAUAUUGCACCACGUAUCGUUCUUUGUCGCAAUUCGUGUGGGCAUGCAAGUACGGGUCGGUCUGAUAGCUGCCAUAUACAGGAAAUGCUUGAGAUUAUCAAGCUCUGCUAAUGCUUCUAGCUCUGGUGUUAUUAUCAAUGUCAUCAGUAACGACGUGCAGAGGUUUGAGGACGCGUCAAUAUUUAUAAAUCACAUAUGGGUCACGCCGAUACAGAUCUGCCUCGUGUUGUACUUUGUGUACAACAACAUCGGUGUCGCCGCCUUCGCAGGAUUCGCCAUGUCGCUGAUGUAUAUCCCACUUCAGUACUUUUUCGGCUAUCUCUUUGGUAUUUUGCGAGACAAGGUCCUCUCUGGACGAGACGACCGUAUCAAAACCCUCUCAGACAUGCUGCACGGGAUGCAAGUAGUGAAACUAUACUCUUGGGAAAAUCCAUUCAAAGACCGAAUCGUCAAGCUUAGAGAUACUGAGCUCCAUUUUACCGGAAAAGCAAACACCUUACGUGCUAUCAACGAAGGCUUAUUCUUUUCAUCAGCGGGCUUGAUUUCCCUCUUUGCGUUUGGAACGUAUUGGUUAUUGGGCAACACAUUAUCGCCGUCUAAAGUGUUUAUGACUGUGUAUCUUCAUGGUCUCAUUCGUGAAACUGUUGGAAAUGCCCUUCCCAAAUGUAUACAAUUCUCGACUGAAGCUCGAGUAUCACUCGGGCGUAUUCAAGAGUUCUUCCUGCAGCCAGAAGUUGGCGAUAAAGAACUAUCGAAAGAAGGUGCUGAACUACUAGCAUCAUACCAAGACCCGACCGUUUUGGUUGCAGCCAAAGAUGCAUCAUUUGCAUGGCUGACGGGUCGUCCAGAUUCCAGUGAAGAAGACACGGCGUCUUCCACCGACGCGAAGACCGAUAUACCCGAAAAGCAAAACGAUCCACUACAUCGCCCUCCCGUUUUACAACACGUGUCAUUCACGCUGAAACGGGGAGAAGUGCUGGGUGUUUGUGGACCUGUAGGGAGUGGCAAGACGUCACUUGUUUCAGCAAUCCUUGGUGAAAUGGAACAAGUUGGUGGUGUCUUGGCUGUAGCUAGCAAGAAACUAUCGUAUUCCUCGCAGACUCCAUGGAUUGCUAGUGGAACAGUCAAGGAAAACAUAUUGUUUGGUGCUCCUUUUGACGAGUCUCGGUAUAAAGAGGUGGUUCGAGUCUGCGCUUUGGAACGUGAUUUAGAGAUUUUCCCAAACGGGGAUGAGACGGUCGUUGGCGAAAGAGGAGUUACGCUUUCGGGUGGUCAGAAAGCCCGUUUGUCGCUCGCCAGAGCGUGCUACUACGAAUCCGAUAUAUGUAUUUUGGACGAUCCUCUGAGUGCAGUCGACUCGAAAGUCGGCCGUGUGCUCUUUGAGCAAUGUAUUAAAGAAUUCUUGAAGGAUCGAGCAGUAUUGCUAGUCACACACCAGUUACAAUACGUGACCCGUUGCGAGAAGGUGCUAGUUUUAGAAGGAGGAAUACCGAUAUCGUUCGGAACAUUCGACUACGUAGCUUCACAUGCAGCUUCCAGAUUCGCUGAAGCUAUGAGAGAAUUUUUGAAUCGGCCAGACCUUGAUCAGACGGUGGAUGAAACUGAUGCUGAAGAAGAAAAACCAGUCGUGAAAGCUGCUUCUAUCAGGAUAUCAACAGCCGUUGAGGAGGAAGACGAUGUAGUAAGACCACUAGGAACCACUGUUGCUGAAUCGCCAGCAGUCGAGCUAGGAGCUGGUAAUGAUAAAUUAGAUCCAGACGCAAAUCAAGAAAUGACGAAGGAAACGAAUGUUAUUGGGACUGUCUCGUGGUCAAUUUAUAAAAAGUACUUUUCUGCUGGUGCUGGUUGGCUUUCCCUAGUUGGCCUGCUGGUUUUGAUGAUUGUUGGUCAGGCGGCUCAAGUCGGAGGCGAUUACUGGCUAUCUCGAUGGGCUGGUACUCUGCCAGCGAAUCAAUCAAAUCCCAUCUUCCCUGCUCUCUACCUGACAUUGGUUGCAUUGCAACUCACGAUGGGCAUGACGAGAUCACUAGUUUUCUUUAACAUUGCCUUGAACUCGACCAAGAAUAUCUUCGUUUCUAUGUUGACGAACGUACUACGUACUCCUAUGUCCUUCUUCCAGUUCAACCCUAGUGGCCGUAUCUUGAAUCGUUUUGCAAAAGACUUGGCACUGGCUGAUGAAAUGCUGCCGCAAACACUCUUUGAUUUCGUUCAGUGCUGCUUCAUCAUGGGCGGUGUCUUCAUCAUAACAGCCGUCAUCCUCCCACCAAUACUGGCCGUAAUCCCAGUAAUCCUGACCGUCUUCUACUGGUUGCGCAAAUUCUAUAUGGCGUCAUCUCGUCAAGUCAAGAGACUCGAGGCUCUCUCACGGUCACCAGUAUACUCCAAUAUUCCCGCCACCCUAGAUGGCCUCCCACUGAUACGAGCCUUCCAAGCCCAAAACCGUUUCUGGAAACGCUUUGUGACUUUGCAGAACGAGAAUACGAGAUUGUGGUUUGCGUUUUUGUGCGGUGCUAGGUAUCUGGGCUUUAGAACGGAUUUGAUUUGUGCUGUUUACCUUACAGCAGUCGUGUUUAUGGGAGUUGGAUUGAGAAGUUACUUGAAUCUACCCGCAAGUUUGAUGGGGUUGUCGUUAUCGUCGGCGUUAAAUCUUAUGGGGUUGGCACAAUGGGCGUUUAGACAGUCUGCAGAAGUAGAAACGCUAAUGGUGUCAAUGGAGAGAAUAUUAGAGUAUACGGAACUGCCAGCCGAAGCACCCGAAAUAACUAGUCUUCGGCCACCAUCUAACUGGCCUGACAAGGGUGAAGUCGAAGUGACGAAUCUGAGCUUGACAUAUCCAGGAACGGAUACUCCUGUUUUGAAUAACAUUACAGUUCGAUUUGAACCUGGCAAGAAGAUUGGUAUUGUUGGAAGGACAGGUGCUGGUAAAUCCUCCUUCCUCCAAGCACUCUUCCGACUAGUGGAGCCAGAAGGACACAUUACCAUUGACGGUAUCAAUACUGGGGAUAUAGGAUUACAUGAUUUGAGGUCAAGGCUUUCGAUUAUACCUCAAGAACCAUUCUGCUUCUCUGGAGAUCUACGAUUCAAUCUAGAUCCAUUCGACCAAUACUCUGACACACAACUAUGGAGUGCUCUGGAAGCAGUAGAGCUGAAACGUGUUGUGGAAAAAAUGCCACUCAAGAUGGAAAGUGAAGUCGCUGAGAAUGGAAGCAACUGGUCAGUUGGUGAACGACAAUUGAUUUGUCUUGCACGAGCCAUCUUACGUAAUAGUCGAUUGAUUGUCAUGGAUGAAGCGACAUCUAAUGUGGAUUUACAUACCGACGCUCUGAUUCAACGUGCGAUACGAUCACAAGAUGGGCUGUUUGCUGCUAGCACGGUACUCACAAUAGCGCAUCGACUCGGCACUGUGAUUGAUUUCGACUACAUAAUGGUUCUGGAUCAUGGCGAACUAGUCGAAUUCGGCACUCCAUACACCCUACUGUGUAAUUCUGAUACAUGGUUUGCAAAGAUGGUGCAUGAGAUGGGUGAGGAAGCUGAAAAUCAUCUGAAACUUAAAGCCAAGGAGGCUUCCGAAGCUCAGGCCGUAGUAGCUGAUGCCAAAAAGACAAACUGA
Molecule: messenger RNA, 5028 nt
Organism: Synchytrium microbalum
Lineage: Eukaryota; Fungi; Chytridiomycota; Chytridiomycetes; Synchytriales; Synchytriaceae
Exons: 25
Coding region: 1-5028 (1675 amino acids)
Biological process (GO): transmembrane transport
Cellular component (GO): membrane
Molecular function (GO): ABC-type transporter activity; ATP hydrolysis activity; ATP binding
Source: RefSeq, a predicted model, not a curated record